GCAGGAAGACAAGGGGGGGAGCGGCCGGGAAUGAGAGCGUCCCUCCACUCCUCCAAAGAGGCAGAUCAGUGGGGAGCAGCUGCAGCUGUCCAUCCCCCUGAGAAGGCUGCCAGCGGUGAGUCUAUCCCCACGCUGGAGAACCAAACUUUGAACGGGGAGAAGUGACCCAGGGCAGCACCGUGGUCCCCGUGAGUGGAGGGUUUAGGGUCUCAGCCCCCUCCACUGGCAAGGGACUAGCGUCCCUGUCUUAGGGCCCUGGGUCAGGGCUCGGAGAGAGGGAGGGCCAGAGCCCCCUCCCCGAUCCCCAGCAAGUAUGCGAGUCAGAUUAGGAUUGCGCCUAGUUAUACAUAGUAAUUGGAGCGGCCUCGUGGGGAGAACCCCAGAUGUGGGACAGCUUCCCACCUGAACUUGGGGUGGGUCACGGUAAAAGGGUAACACGUGGUGGAGAAUGUGGAUAUCAUCCUAGCCCCGUUUAUGGGGCCGACAAGAAAAGGGGGGGGCCAUAGUAGAGCCCGCCCCGAAUAAUAAAUUGCUGAUUCCCUAAGCAGAAAUGGAGAUGAACAAAGUACUUGAAUGACUGGUGGAGAACCAGAAACAAUUACAGCAGCAACAGACACAGGCGCUGCAACAAAUCCUGGCUAAGUUCCAGGAGCAACAAGGCCAGAUGGUCAAGGAGCUGCGAGAAGCCCUGACGGGGACAGGUGUCACGGGUAGUGGGUCCUCCUUACUGGGAAGUGAGGAAGGUACAGUGGGCAUACAACUACCGAUACGACUGACCAGUCUUGGACCCGAGGACGACCCCGAGGCCUUCCUCGUCACCUUUGAACGGGUCGGCCGCAAAAUGGCCGCAGGACCAUUGGGCGACACUCUUGGCCCCUUACCUGUCGGGUCUGGCUCAGCUGGCGUACCGGGGGAUGUCGGCGUGAGAUGCGCUAUGUUAUUACAAAGUAAAAGAAGCGAUCCUGGAUCAGCUCGGAGUCUCCCCCGAGACACACCGCCAGAGGUUGUUGGAAUCCAGAUACAACCCGGGAGAACGUCCCAGGGCGGUGGCCCAACAAGUCAAAGAGGCCGGGAUGAGGUGGCUGGAGCUGGAGAACAAGUCCGGAGUGCAGGUGGCAGAGACCAUAAUCCUGGAGCAGUAUGUAAAGAUCCUUCCCUCGGAGGGACAGCAGUGGGUACGGAGGCAUCUACCUGAGACCCUUGAAGAAGCGGUGACCCUGAUGGAGCACUUCCUUGUGGCCAAAGGGGUGGAAGCACCCAGACCUAGAAACACGCCGAAGGACAACCCUGCUGGGGGGCUCCUUCCACCCAGGACCGGGCCAAAGUCACAGAUGGGGUUUGGACAUAGGACCUCACUAAGGCAGACGCCUGAAAGGAGGCUAGCGCCCCGAUGGAGCCGUCCAGAGAGUCCGACACCCGGUACAGAGGGACAAAAUCAAGGAUCCGAGCGGAACCCGAAGCCCGAGACAGGAGCCAAAGGAGCCUGUUAUCAGUGCGGCCAGGAAGGGCACUUCAAGAAAGACUGUCCCCUCAUGGACUGCACCUUCGGCCAAGGGCCAACUUGGAAGGUAAAGGGGGGCAAAUGGGACCGUGCACAACUGAUACAUAUGAUAAGAGUGGAUGGCCACAGGGUGGAGGCGGUGCUAGAUUCGGGGUGCGGACAAACAAAGGUAAGGGCAGGCAUCCUUAGUCCCAAGAAGCCCCGGGGCCCGAGGGUAUAUAUGCGAUGUGUACAUGGCGACAUCCACCCUUACACUACAACUAAAGUAGAGAUUUACGAUGGGUGUGAACAAGGGACAUGUGAAGUGGCGGUAGCACCCCAGCUGGCAUACCCCGCGCUAUUAGGGCGGGAUUGGCUGGGGCUGGGCCACCUAUUAAGUAGCUGGGGACAGGAGCAAAUGGGCCUAGAGAGCGGAGAGCAAGAGGACCGGACCCUCGUGGCCCAUGGCGAGGAGGUGAGGGACCCACCAUCCGGAGCUGAACCCCAGGAAGAAGCCCGACCAACCUCACCCCACCUGGAACUCGACAAGGGUGAUUUCGUCACGCUACAAAGGGAGGACCCUACGCUACAAAACGCCUGGACACAGGUAGGGGAUGCAGAAGAAGGGGGGAGGCAAAGGGCCCAAGGCCCCCGGUUUGAAGUACGGCGAGACCGCCUAUUCCGUGUCACGCCCGGGGAGGGAGGAGCGGAAGAGAGGCACCAGUUGCUCGUGCCCAGACCCUAUCGCUGGAAAGUAUUGGAAUUAGCCCAUGACCACGCCUGGGCUGGCCACUUAGGGACUGAGAAGACACAACAAUGUGUCUUAUAACGAUUUUAUUGGCCCGGGGUGUAUAAGGACGUGAAAGAUUUUUGCACUUCCUGCCCGCAAUGCCAACAGACGUCCACAACAAGGGUACCCCCCGUGCCUCUCAUCCCCCUCCCGAUCGUGGGGACUCCAUUCAAACGUAUCACGUUGGACUUAGUGGGACCCCUGGAGAAAUCAAGUAGGGGGCAUUUAUACAUCUUGGUCAUCAUAGACUAUGCAACACGGUAUCCCGAGGCCAUACCUCUGAGGAAGGCUAACGUGGCGGUAAUAGCAGAGGAACUAGUGAAAUUAUUCUCCCGGGUGGGGUUACCCAAGGAAUUAUUGACAGAUCAAGGGACGAAUUUAACAUCUAAAGUAAUGACUGAGUUAUGCAGGAUCCUGCAGGUGCGGAGGCUCCGGACGUCCGUCUACCAUCCCCAAACGGAUGGACUCGUGGAGCGUUUUAAUCGAACUUUGAAGGGGAUGCUACGCAAGUUCAUCAUGG
This is a messenger RNA of Pelodiscus sinensis (Chinese soft-shelled turtle), 2790 nucleotides long. Lineage: Eukaryota; Metazoa; Chordata; Testudines; Trionychidae. The record is from RefSeq and is a predicted model, not a curated record.